Molecule: messenger RNA, 668 nt
Organism: Schistosoma haematobium
Lineage: Eukaryota; Metazoa; Platyhelminthes; Trematoda; Strigeidida; Schistosomatidae
Gene: PARK7
Product: Protein deglycase DJ-1zDJ-1
Exons: 1
Coding region: 1-555 (184 amino acids)
Biological process (GO): protein deglycation, glyoxal removal; guanine deglycation, glyoxal removal
Cellular component (GO): cytosol; nucleus
Molecular function (GO): protein deglycase activity
Source: RefSeq, a predicted model, not a curated record
AUGAGUGCAACAGCUUUGCUGAUUCUGUCUGAGGGAGCUGAAGAGAUAGAGGCGGUGACUGUUGCUGAUGUACUGGCUAGAGCAGGAGUAAACGUUACUGUCGGUGGACUCCAGGGCGAUGGAGUGGUUAAGGGAAGCAAUGGUGUUUGCAUAAAGCCAAAUGUUUCACUUUCCAGCGUUUCAUCACAACUUUUUGAUUUGGUAGUAAUGCCAGGUGGUAUGGGUGGUUCCAAUGCUAUGGCGUCAUCGAAAUUAGUUGGUCAAAUACUUAAAGAGCAUGAAAAACACGGCAAAUACAUUGCAGCAAUUUGUGCUGCACCGAUCGCCCUGGAAUCUCACAAAAUCGCCAUAGGAAAAAAGCUGACAUCUUAUCCGGGCUUCGAGGAUAAACUUCCGAGUUAUACAUAUUGUGAAGACAAAGUUGUUGUUGAUGAUAAACUUGUUACAAGUCGAGGUCCAGGAACUGCGCUGGCUUUUGCAAUGAAGCUAGUUGAAUUACUAUGUGGCAAGUCGAAAGCCCAAACGCUAACAAAAGGCAUGCUUGUUUCACUUUAAAGCAUUUAAACUCUCCGGUUCUUCUGCUUUUGUUCCGUCAUAUUAGAUUUGAUAAACUCCAUGCCCAUCCAAAAUACUUUCAUACAUUCUUUCAAAUAAAUUUCAAUAACUAC